AUGGCUUUAGUCCCUAGUUGCCAAUUAUACAUUGAUUCUUUUCAAAGCUCCUUCUCCAAAUUCCAUGGCACUCCUCUCCAAUUCUUCAGGUGCAAUUCAUCUUUUCCUCUCAAAUCACACUCUGGUUAUGCAUAUUCAAUCACUAACAAAAACACACCAAGGAAAUCGACUUCUUUAGCCACCGACAAAUCCAAGACCAUAAAUUUAUAUACUAGCAGCAGUUGGUUUUUUAAUUGGAAUAAACCCAACAAGCAAACCCUACCAAGGUCUCCUCAAGCUGUGUUUGAUUAUCGAAGCAAUAACAGUGACAGUAGCGGUGGUGGUAGUGGUAGUGGCAGUACAAUGGAGAAAAUAGUGGAGAAAUUGAAGAAACAUGGGUACAUGGAUGGUGAUGUUAAUGAGAAUAAAGAGAGAAUGCAAGAAAGAGUAAUAGAGAAAGGUAGUGUUGAGGAUAUAUUUUAUGUAGAAGAAGGAAUGUUGCCGAAUGCACGAGGUGGGUUUUCUAAAGAAUCACCUUUAGGAGUAGAGGAUGUGUUUAAGAGUGAUGGGCAGGUGAGGUUUCCGUGGGAGAAGCCAAAAAGGGAGGAGGAUGAGGGGAAGUGGACGGCAAGGAGUAAGAGUAGGACAUCAUUGGCGGAGCUGACAUUGCCAGAAUCUGAAUCGAGGAGGUUGAGGAACUUAACAUAUGGAACGAAGAGCAAGACUAGGGUUGGGGGCAGGGGGGUUACUCAGGAAGUGGUUGAUGCUAUUCAUGAGAAGUGGAAGACUUCGGAGAUUGCGAGAGUGAAAGUUGAGGGUGCACCCGCACUUAAUAUGAAGAGGAUGCACGAGAUAUUGGAGAAAAAAACUGGGGGCUUGGUGAUUUGGAGGUCAGGAGCUACUGUAUCUUUAUAUAGAGGCGUGAGCUAUGAGGAUCCUUCUUUGCAACUGAAAAAAAGGAUAUUCAAGAAAAGGGAAACAUCUUCCAAUUCCUUACCAGCAGCUACUGGCAUAACAAUUGGAAGUCCUUCCAAAAGUUCUCCUUAUAGUGAAAUACCUGGACCUCAACCAAACACAGAAAUUACUGCAGAGGCUGCAGAUAAGAAAGGGACAGAAACACGGAUGGAAGUAAAAUAUGAAGAUGAAGUAGACAAGUUGUUGGACGGUCUGGGCCCCAGGUACACAGAUUGGCCAGGACUUGAUCCGCUACCUGUGGAUGCAGAUAUGCUUCCUGGGGUUGUUCCCGGUUACCAACCUCCAUUCAGGAUACUUCCUUAUGGAGUAAGACCUACUCUUGGACGACAGGAUUCAACGUCCUUACGAAGGCUUGCCAGGUUCCUUCCUCCUCACUUUGCGUUAGGCAGAAGCAGGCAGCUCCAGGGCUUGGCUGUGGCCAUCAUUAAACUAUGGGAAAAGAGUUCAAUUGCAAAGGUUGCACUUAAACGUGGUGUACAGCUGACUACUAGUGAAAGAAUGGCUGAAGAUAUUAAGAAAUUGACAGGGGGCAUGCUGCUAUCUAGAAAUAAGGAUUUCUUGGUUUUCUAUAGGGGAAAGGAUUUUUUGUCGCCAGAGGUCACUGAAGCAUUGCUGGAAAAAGAGAGAUUGGCAAAGUCCCUACAAGAUGAAGAGGAGCAAGCACGGUUAAGAGCAUCUGCCCUGGUUAUACCAAGUGACGAAAUAAUGGAGGAACCUGGAACUGCUGGCAGCCUCGAGGAAACUUUGGAUGCAGAUGCGAAGUGGGGAAAGAGGUUAGAUGAUUGUCAUAAGGAAAAAAUUAUGAGGGAAGCUGAAAGAAUAAGGCAUGCCAACAUUGUCAGAAGGCUUGAAAAGAAGCUUGCUUUUGCUCAAAGAAAGCUAAGAAGAGCCGAAAGAGCCUUAAACAAGGUGGAAGGAUUCUUAAAGCCAACAGAAAGGCAGGCAGACCCAGAAAGCAUAACUGACGAGGAGAGAUUUAUGUUUCGCAAGCUUGGUUUGAGGAUGAAAGCUUUCUUACUUUUGGGUAGGCGUGGAGUUUUUGAUGGUACAGUGGAGAACAUGCACUUGCACUGGAAGUACCGUGAAUUGGUUAAGAUCAUUUUGAAAGCUAAAAGUUUUGAACAGGUCAAAAAGUUUGCUUUGGCUCUUGAAGCUGAGAGUGGAGGGGUCUUGGUUUCAGUGGACAAGAUCUCCAAAGGAUAUGCUAUAAUUGUAUACCGAGGAAAAGACUAUCAACGCCCUUCCACAUUGAGGCCAAAGAAUCUCUUGACAAAGAGGAAAGCGUUGGCCCGUUCAAUAGAAAUUCAAAGGAGUGAGACACCAAUCACCUUGGCUGACAGUUCUUAUUAUACUGUUGAACAGGCUCUGCAAAAUCAUGUUUCAGCUCUGCAAAUUAAAGUGGAGAAAAUAAGAUCUGAAAUCGAGCAAAUGGGCAUUGUGAAAGACAAAGGAGAUGAGGAGUUGUAUGACAGAUUAGAUUCUGCUUAUCCUACAGAGGAUGAUGCAGAUGAUACAGAGGACGAAGGAGAUGAAACAUACAACAGUGAAAAUGAUGUUGAUUAUGAUGAUGAAAUUGACAACAGAGUUCAAAAUGCCCAUCUGGAACCGAAUCUUCGUAACAAUGUUCAGAUACAAGAGUCUGAAAGAGAACUCGAGGACCACUACGGAGAUGAAGUAUAUCUUGGGAGGUAUGACAGCGAAAGUGAUGGGGAUGGAGAUGAUUUUGAAAGAGAGCAUAACAUGGGAGAGAAACCAGCUGUUGCGCAAAAGGGAACAGUCAGUGCUCUAUUAUUGGCUUAA
Messenger RNA from Dovyalis caffra, 2754 nucleotides. NCBI's taxonomy places the organism in Eukaryota, Viridiplantae, Streptophyta, Magnoliopsida, Malpighiales, Salicaceae. The record is from the annotation of a GenBank genome assembly.